AUGAAUCACUUUCCCGAAGCUUGGGGUCGCCCUAGGGAUGACGUUUACGGACCCUACAACGCCUCAUACCUCCAGACAACUGGCCCGAAAACCCACACUCAGUCACCUGCUGUGACUGGUACGUCGGUAGUGGCAGUCAAGUUCAACGGCGGAGUUGCCAUUGCUGCCGAUAAUCUAGCAUCAUACGGGUCCCUUGCCCGCUUCACCGACGUGAAACGACUUCGCAAGUUUGGCGAUUCUGCCAUCAUCGGAUUCAGUGGUGACGUUUCGGAUAUGCAGUACAUUGACCGACUACUGGAGUCCAUCGACAUCAGAGAGAAUUACUCUACCCACGGAAACACGUUGAACGCCAAGAAUCUUCAUACUUAUCUGUCGAAAGUCUUCUACAAGCGCCGUUCUGAGUUCAACCCCCUCUGGAACCACGUCUUGGUGGCCGGGUUCGAUGGAGACAAGAAGCCAUUCCUCAGCUCAGCGGAUCUGCUGGGGACCACCUUCUCGGCUCCGCAUCUCGCGACCGGCUUUGGUGCCCAUCUUGCCGUCCCAAUCCUUCGCCGGCUGUUCCCAGAGGAAAGGCCUAUUGAGUCAAUCACCAAGGAUGAGGCCGUGGCGGCGCUAAGGGAAUGUAUCAAGGUUCUCUGGUACCGUGAUGCGCGGAGUCUGGACAAGUACUCCUUAGCUGUGAUUACUGAGGAGGGAGUUGAGAUCCAGGAGGACCAGCAAGUUGAAGCCCAGAGCUGGGCAUUCGCCGAGACCAUCAAGGGAUAUGGGGCUCAGGUUAACUAG
Aspergillus luchuensis is the source of this 783-nucleotide messenger RNA. It is a transcript of the gene pre4, whose product is annotated as proteasome core particle subunit beta 7. Gene Ontology annotation, cellular component: proteasome core complex. NCBI's taxonomy places the organism in Eukaryota, Fungi, Ascomycota, Eurotiomycetes, Eurotiales, Aspergillaceae. The coding region runs from base 1 to 783 and encodes 260 amino acids. The record is from RefSeq and is a predicted model, not a curated record. The transcript is spliced from 3 exons.